Messenger RNA from Cucumis sativus (cucumber), 4900 nucleotides. RefSeq names its product protein FAR-RED ELONGATED HYPOCOTYL 3. Gene Ontology annotation, biological process: regulation of DNA-templated transcription. NCBI's taxonomy places the organism in Eukaryota, Viridiplantae, Streptophyta, Magnoliopsida, Cucurbitales, Cucurbitaceae. The record is from RefSeq and is a predicted model, not a curated record. The coding region runs from base 1507 to 4047 and encodes 846 amino acids. Gene Ontology annotation, molecular function: zinc ion binding. The transcript is spliced from 9 exons.
CUUCUUUUUUCUUUCCCUCUUCAAACCUCCAUUACGAACUGCUUCUUUCAUGCUUUUUCUUUCACUUUUUUUUUUGGUUCUAUUGUUAACUCUGUGAUUUGCUUGAGAUUUUUCCUCUGUUAAACAUUGUUGGGUUUGGUGUAUUAUGCAGUUUUUUAAUGGGGUGGAGCUAUUAUCGUUUGUAACAAUUGUUUCUGAAGAAUGGGCUGUUUUGUGUUUGUUUUCGUUUUGUUUUUUGUUUUUUGUUUUUUUUUGGGGGGGGGGGGGGUGGUUGUUGUUGGGAAAGUUAGAAUUGGAAGGAUCGUCGAUGAUGGGAAGUUAAUGAAAAUGAAUUUUGGAAGUUCUAAGGAUUGGAAAAGUGUUGUGUAUGUCGAUGUUGUGGAAAUUUUUAGCUGCUGGAUGGAAGUGUAUGCCGGUUUCUUGACAAUUCAAUUUCUGCUUCCUGCCUUACUGCGAUCAAUCUCCACUGGCAAAUGGUAGACUUCAACACCUAGAGGAAUGCUACGAAAUUACUGUGACGUCCGUUUCAAUUCGGGGGCAAACUAUAUUAUAUGGUGCCGGUCUCCAUGAAUGCUUCUUCAACUCUCUAAUUCAACGGCCUAAGAUUUCCAAAAUUAUACCUAGUUUGGUCAAUUUGUCAGUAUCAAAUAUAAAUUGGCCACUUUGGAUGUAAAUCUUCAACUGAUGUGCCAUCUCAAACCCAACAUGUAAAUCUUUUAGUUUUUGUCUUACAGCUAGAGGGCAUUAUGACCAAUUGGGGUACCGACAGUUUGCCAAGUGUUCCGGCAUGAAUGAACCGGUGAUACCACUUUAGUGCCUAGUAUCCAGUAGGACGUGAAGUUGAAAAUUGAACUACCUUAGCAUUGUGUCAUUUUCACUGUUCAGUCGAAUACUCAAGAGGAAUGCUUUUGCUGACAGGGGAAGAGUCAACGGAUCUGAUCCUUAUGAUAUCGGUUCAGGAAAUAUGGAUCUAAAGUACCAAUGGAAAUUGGAAUGAAGUUUUGAAGAUACAAUGGCAUUUAAUAAAUUUGCUUUAUGGGAUAGAUGAUUAAGCCUGUAUUUGUAGUUCCCUUUUUCCAUUUCUACCUUUGCAAAUUACAGUUUGUUCUAUUUUCGUUCUCAAUUAUUAUUUUUUAAAUUUACCACUGUGAGGAGAAUAACUUUACGAGACAUUUCAUGCAGCGUCAUUGGGAAAGUUAUGUUGUUCAGGUUUCGAUACAUAGAUGAAAUUGACAAUUUUUUGCAGGUUUUUUUUGGUUCAUUGUGAAAGUUUGUAAUCUCAGUAACAGAGAGUUCAAAAUAUUAUUGUUGAGAUAAAAAUAUAAGAAUGGAAAAUGCACCGUUGUUAUCUCAAGAUAUUAAAUUUUAGUUCCUCUCCAUGCAAACGGUCUUUGGUUUUCUGAAAUGAUGUUGUAGAGUUAGGCAAGCAAGCAGCAAUAACCUACUCCAGUAGUUGUGGGCAUAGUAGGUAUCUGUGAAAUUCAUUAGCCCCUGACACUUCUCACCAUGGAUAUAGAUCUUAGGCUACCUUCUGGUGAGCAUGACAAAGAAGAAGAACCAAAUGGAAUCAAUAAUAUGUUGGAUGUGGAAGAAAAGCUUCACAAUGGAGUUAUUGAGAGUGGAGAUAUGGUUGAUGCUACAAAUGGGAUGCACGUCGAAGAUGGUGGAAAUUUAAAUUCCCCCAUGUUAGACAUGGUAAUGUUUAAAGAGGACACAAAUUUGGAACCACUUCCUGGCAUGGAAUUUGAAUCACACAGUGAAGCAUAUUCCUUUUAUCAGGAAUAUGCUCGCUCUAUGGGAUUCAACACGGCAAUACAAAAUAGCCGCCGUUCAAAGACAUCAAGAGAAUUUAUUGAUGCAAAAUUUGCUUGUUCCCGUUAUGGCAUGAAGAGAGAGUAUGACAAAUCCUUCAAUCGUCCACGUGUAAGGCAAACUAAGCAAGAAAGUGAAAAUUCAACUGGUCGAAGAGCAUGUGCAAAGACAGACUGCAAAGCUAGCAUGCAUGUGAAGAGAAGGGCAGAUGGUAAAUGGGUUAUACAUAGUUUUGUUAAGGAGCAUAACCAUGAGCUUUUACCAGCUCAAGCCGUCAGUGAACAAACAAGAAAGAUGUAUGCUGCAAUGGCUAGGCAAUUUGCUGAAUACAAAAAUGUAGUAGGACUCAAGAACGACCCCAAGAAUCCAUUUGACAAAGUUCGCAAUUUGGCUUUUGAUGCUGCAGAUGCAAAGAUUUUACUUGACUUCCUUACUCAGAUGCAGAAUUUGAACUCUAACUUUUUUUAUGCUGUAGAUAUUGGUGAUGAUCACCGACUAAGGAAUUUAUUUUGGAUUGAUGCAAAAAGUAGGCAUGACUAUAGUUAUUUUAAUGAUGUAGUUUCUCUUGAUACUACCUACAUCAGAAAUAAAUAUAAGUUGCCCCUUGCUUUCUUUGUUGGAGUGAAUCAACACUAUCAAUUUAUGUUGCUUGGAUGUGCUUUACUAUCAGAUGAAACUCCAACAACGUAUGCUUGGCUAUUGCACAUAUGGUUGAAAGCAAUUGGUGGACAAGCUCCAAAGGUUAUUAUCACUGACCAUGAUAAAGUACUCAAAACAGCUGUUCAAGAGGUGCUUCCAAACGCGUAUCAUCACUUCACUUUGUGGCACAUAUUAGGAAAAUUUUCUGAAAACCUUGGCAAUAUAAUUAAACGACAUGAGAAUUUUAUGGCAAAAUUUGAAAAAUGCAUCUACAAGUCGUGGACAAUUGAAGAGUUUGAGAAAAGGUGGUUGAAACUGGUUGAUAGAUUUGAACUCAAAGAAGAUGAAUUGGUUCAGUCCUUAUGUGAAGAUCAAAGACACUGGGCACCGACAUAUAUGAAAGAUGUAUUUUUGGCUGGAAUGUCCAUGCCACAGCGAUCUGAAAGUGUAAACUCCUUCCUUGAUAAGUAUUUGCACAAGAAGACUAGCGUGCAAGAAUUUGUGAAACAGUAUGAAACAAUUUUACAGGAUAGGUAUGAAGAGGAAGCAAAAGCUGAUUCUGAUACAUGGAACAAACAACCUACUUUAAGAUCUCCUUCACCAUUUGAGAAGAGUGUUUCGGGACUGUACACACAUGCGGUAUUUAAGAAGUUUCAAGUUGAGGUCUUAGGUGCUGUUGCUUGCUUUCCUAGGAAGGUCAAAGAAGAUGAGAAAAACAUUACCUAUAAAGUUCAAGAUUUGGAAAAAGAUCUAGAAUUUGUUGUUGUAUGGAAUGGAUUGAAGUCUGAAGUUUCUUGUCUUUGCCGGUUGUAUGAGUAUAAAGGUUACCUUUGUAGACAUGCUAUGGUUGUUCUUCAAAAGUGUGAACUUUCUACUAUUCCAGCUCAAUAUAUUUUGAAGCGGUGGACAAAAGAUGCUAAGAGCCGACAAUUAAUGGGAGAAGAACUUGAGCCAGUACAAUCUCGGGUGCAACGGUACAACGAUCUAUGCCAGCGAGCAUUGAGAUUGAUUGAAGAGGGAUCUAUGUCCCAAGAGAGUUACAGUAUUGCAGUACACGCACUCGAGGAAACUCUUGGGAAUUGUAUUAGUGUUAAUAAUUCUAAUAGAACAUUUUUAGAAGCUGGUACAUCGGCAGCUCAUGGUCUACUCUGCAUUGAAGAAGAUAGUCACAUUAGAAGCAUAGGCAAAACAAACAAGAAAAAGAAUCCAACGAAGAAAAGGAAGGUGAAUUGCGAGCCAGAUGUCAUGACUGUUGGGGCUCAAGAUAGCUUGCAGCAGAUGGACAAAUUAAGCUCAAGAGCAGUAACCCUUGAUGGCUAUUUUGGCGCACAGCCCAGUGUGCAAGGAAUGGUACAACUUAACUUAAUGGCACCUACCCGUGAUAAUUAUUAUGGAAAUCAACAGGCCAUCCAGGGGCUGGGCCAAUUAAACUCAAUAGCACCCAGCCAUGAUGGCUAUUACGCUGCUCAACAGAGUAUUCAUGGACUGGGACAAAUGGAUUUUUUCCGAACAGCAGCUGGUUUCACCUAUGGCAUUCGGGACGAUCCCAAUGUACGAACUACUCAGUUGCAUGAUGAUGCAUCAAGACAUGCCUGAUUUAACCCCUAAUCAUAGAGAAGGUGGUUCACAAGUGGAAAUAAAUGUAUCUAUUUGUAUUUAGCCAUAAAAUGAACUUUGCACAUGAAGAGCAAAUUAUAACGAUAAUUUUGCAGGUGCAGGAAACAACGCAUUCUUCUAGUCUGUAAAAAUAGAAUGUACUUUCCAAGUUAGUGGCUGGAGAUAUACUAAAUGUUGGUCCUCGUAAGUGAUUGUAUCAUAAAAAAAUGAUGUCCCCAUCAUUGUCAUUUAUUUUACAUGGUUCUUAUUGAAAGAUGAUAACGUAAUACCAAUUCAGCCUAUACGUUCGAUUCUUUUGACUCAAAUAGUAUUAGUUGGAAACAAGACUUAUUCCAAUGCUAGUUGUUAUGAAGUGUUAGUUUCUUGUUUACGGUUGGAACACUUGGUCUGUAGGCACAGUUCCAAGAAGCCGAAAAGUUUUGCUUCUUAUUGGAAAAAAAAGAACUAUUUUGUUUGACAGGACAUUAUUCCACUCAGUCGGGUACAAGGGACAUCGCUUGACCCUGCGGAGGAACUCAGCAUCACUUUGGAUAGGAGCACAAUCCGACUUAAAAACUGAGUUUUUGUUUGAAUUGAUACUUAUGCAGCUAUGUAGGAGAUGUCCUGAAGCUCAUGGCAAACCUUGGACAGUCACAUGAAUGGCACUCGAAGAAUGACGGUUUUUAAAUACAGGAAAAUGAAUUUAAAUAUUUAUAAAUACGGUCAAUAGAUUUUGACUAUCAAUCUCUAUCAAGGAUAGAUGAUAGUAGUUUAUUGGGGUCUAACAUGUCUAUCACUAAUAGACAAUAACAUUGUAUUAUAUUUAUAGAUAAUUUUCAUCCGUUUAGUUGUU